Molecule: messenger RNA, 666 nt
Organism: Drepanopeziza brunnea f. sp. 'multigermtubi' MB_m1
Lineage: Eukaryota; Fungi; Ascomycota; Leotiomycetes; Helotiales; Drepanopezizaceae
Source: RefSeq, a predicted model, not a curated record
AUGUCCCAACAAACAACACCCCCAAGCGAGCUCGAGCGACCACCCUCCUCCCUCAGCAGCACCAGCACCGACCUCGAUUCGCUCACAGCAGCCCACUCUGAGCACAGCACCUUUUCAGUUUCAGCCGAGACCGACGACGACGCACGCUCCACCACCUCCUCAGCCCCAACCCUCACGUCCGAAGACCUCGACAGCGCCGCCCUGACAGACGCAUCCUCCUUCCCCGAAACAUCCAGAGCGCCAUCUCCAGGUCCCCGACUACUACAACAACAACAAGACCCAGACACGGACGGCCACUUCCAGCCCUCCCCCUCGCCACCAUCCCCUCCCCCCCCACCAACCGCCGUCGAGGUGACCUCAUUCUCGCACCUCGCCUCUGAGCUCUCGCUCUUCGCCUCCUGCCUCUCCGCAACCCCCGAGAAGCCGUGCGACGAGGAGGACGUGCUGGCGCAGGCGAGGCGGAAGGAGAUGCUCAAGCGGGACUUGCUGGAGCUGGCGGGGAAAGGGGCCGACGGAUCUGAGGUCGGUCGCGAGAGGGAGGCUGAGUUGUUGGGGAAGAUUGAGAGCUUGCUUGUGGGUUGGAGGGAGGUGUAUGAGGGGGUUGAGGGCUGGCGGCAUGAGAGGAAGGGCGAGAGGGCGAGGCGGGAGUUGAGGAGGGCGGCGUGA